AUGCGUCUGAAUCCCGUAUGCAUUUAUAUGUUUUAAUAAAGACUUAUCAUUAUAUAUCGUUAACCCUCGUGACUUUUAUCCUCACUAUCUGUUUACGUGGUGGGCAUUGAACCCGAGUACAGAAAUGUUACCAUAGCUAUGAGCAUCCGGAGAUCAUCAUCAGUGUUUCUAUUGGUAAUCACAGCGUUUUUGGGCUUAUAUGUGUAUUUUUAUAUCUUGCUUGGUAAAAAGAACUGGAGCACAAAACACAAAUCAUUACCCGAUAGGAGUCUCUGUUUUUAUAAUGACACAGCAGAUAAUAUGAGAUGGAAUUUACCAAACGUGCCAAAACAUUCACUCCAAAAUGACACGGUGGAACUUUUGUCAUUGGAGGUUAUGCGGCAUUUCACAUGGCUCAAUAAGACGUUGUGUCAAGGUUUCCUCGUUCUGAUUCUCACGCCAAUUCAAAACAGUGAAGAUGAUUUGGAGAGAUACUUAAACCUUAUUAAAAGUUUAGAUUAUCCAAGACAUUUGCUGUCUGUUUCCUUUGGUGAGGAUGGUAGUCAAGAUAAAACAUUCGCCAAAGCUCUGAUAGUGGCGGAACAAUUAAAAGCCCUUGGCAUCCGCCGAGUAGAUGUUCACCAUUUCAACAUCACUGGUCAAGUUAGGAGAAGUUGGGCAAAUGAACAUUCAUAUGCAAAGCAGCUUCAGAGGAGAAGCCAUCUAGCUAAAGCUAGAAAUUUGCUUCUAGACGCAGCUCUGAAGGACGAAGAUUAUGUCCUGUGGUUAGAUUCAGACAUUAAAACUGUCCCUCUGGAUUUAAUUCAACAAAUGCUUCACGCAAAUAAGGACCUUGUUUCAGCCUCUUGUCUGUUCAAAGACAGAAGUGGGCGCCUGCGCAUUUACGACAAAAAUACAUGGAGAGAAACGGUUGAAUCUCUGCAGAAACAAGAAAGAUUUCCAAAGAACCAACUUGUUGUAGAGGGAUACGGCCCGUCUCUAAAAAUAUACCUCCCUCAUUUAAGAGGAGAGGGUAAACGGGCCGUUCCUAUAGAUGGCGUUGGUGGUUGUAGCUUACUGGUAAAGGCGGAUUGUCACAGAAAUAAACUUCGUUUUCCAGAGACUCUGUACAAGAGGCAUAUCGAAACAGAAGGGAUGGCAAAAAUGGCAAAGGACAUGGGGUACAGUGUGUACGGUUUGCCUUUUGUAAACGUUUUCCAUUCAUAGAUUGGUUAAUAGAUUUCUCCAUGAAUAACUUCUCAAUAAUAUAUAAACAAAACAUUUGAAAAUCUUUUGCUUUUAUUCGUUUAAAAAAUACUAAGGCUUGAAAGAACAUCCGUACAACUCAAAUCGCAUGCCCACAUAGUUGUUCGCAUUGUUGGAUUUCCUGUUGAAGUCUACCACAUUUAGUCUAAUGUGUUGUGCUAGAAGAGGCGGAUCAAUGUUCUGAAGUUUGAUGGAAGUCUGGUCAGUGUUACCGUCAAAGUACUGUAAAAACAAAUCAAUUAGAAAAAGCGAGGAAUAGGAGAGAAAUAGAUAGUUAUCCACUAAUA
This is a messenger RNA of Saccostrea cuccullata (small rock oyster), 1532 nucleotides long. RefSeq lists its product as uncharacterized. The coding region runs from base 139 to 1206 and encodes 355 amino acids. Gene Ontology annotation, molecular function: alpha-1,6-mannosyltransferase activity. NCBI's taxonomy places the organism in Eukaryota, Metazoa, Mollusca, Bivalvia, Ostreida, Ostreidae. Gene Ontology annotation, biological process: protein N-linked glycosylation; cell wall mannoprotein biosynthetic process. The transcript has 2 exons. Gene Ontology annotation, cellular component: mannan polymerase complex. The record is from RefSeq and is a predicted model, not a curated record.